This is a messenger RNA of Colletotrichum navitas, 549 nucleotides long. RefSeq lists its product as uncharacterized. The record is from RefSeq and is a predicted model, not a curated record. Gene Ontology annotation, biological process: translation. NCBI's taxonomy places the organism in Eukaryota, Fungi, Ascomycota, Sordariomycetes, Glomerellales, Glomerellaceae. Gene Ontology annotation, cellular component: ribosome. Gene Ontology annotation, molecular function: structural constituent of ribosome. The transcript has 2 exons. The coding region runs from base 1 to 549 and encodes 182 amino acids.
AUGAAGUACUCCUUCGCCCUCGCCUCCCUCAUCGCCGUCGCCGCCGCCCAGUCCGGCUCGAGCCCCAUCCCCGAGUGCGCUCAGAAGUGCUUGGCCGAUGCCACCGCCUCGGCCACCUCUUGCAAGGCAGGCGACUACGCCUGCACCUGCGAGCCCGCCAACAAGGCCGCCAUCUCGUCCGCCGCCACCAGCUGCGUGAUCGCAGCCUGCGGCGUUGACACGGCCCUGAACCAGGUUCUCCCUGCCUCCGACAAGCUUUGCGCCGACGCUGCCGCCGGUGGCGGUGCUGCUGCUAGCUCUGCUCCGGCCGCCGCAUCAUCCGCUGCCGCCGCCACCUCUGCCGCUGCCUCCUCUGCCGCUGCUUCUUCUGCCGCUGCCUCUUCUGCCGCCGCCUCCUCGGCUGUCGCCGCCACAACCAGCCACGCUGCCGCUACUCCUACUGCCAGUGCCAAUGCCACUGCGCCCACCACUCCCGUCCAGGCCGGCGCCGCUGGCAUUGCUCCUGUCGGAGGUUUGGCCAUGCUCAUCCUCGGUGCUCUUGCCAUCUAA